Molecule: messenger RNA, 3120 nt
Organism: Daucus carota subsp. sativus
Lineage: Eukaryota; Viridiplantae; Streptophyta; Magnoliopsida; Apiales; Apiaceae
Product: extra-large guanine nucleotide-binding protein 3-like
Exons: 8
Coding region: 363-2903 (846 amino acids)
Biological process (GO): G protein-coupled receptor signaling pathway
Molecular function (GO): GTPase activity; G-protein beta/gamma-subunit complex binding; guanyl nucleotide binding
Source: RefSeq, a predicted model, not a curated record
AUCUUUUUUGAUAAUUAGACGUGUUAGACCAGCCCUUGUAUUUGAACUGCUGAAAUUUGUCUAUGUUUGAUAACAUUUGUGCAUCUUUUGUUUCAAAGUUGAAGGCUUUUAUAAAUCUUGACUUUCAACUUAUCUUAUGAGACUGGUGGGUCUUAAUCUUUGGUGCUAAUGUUUGUGCUAUUAUAUUCAUGUUGACCAAGUAGUUGUUUGGUUGUCAAUGUUUCUAUAACAACUCUUGUGAUCACCUUCAUUUUCUUUAUCAAAAGUAAGAGCUAGAGUUUUGGUGGGGGUUCCUAGACUUGUAGAUCAAAAGUUGUUAAUUUUGACAUCUAGAAUUUAUACAUUUUUGGGGUGUGGGAAUAAUGGCGAAAACCGAUAGAGAGGAUUGGAGGGAGGUGGUCAGGAAGAUGUUACCUCCUGGGGCUGUUGUCCCAGAAGACGAAGAUGAUCUUGAUUAUUCGAUAGCUAUAGAGUAUAGUGGUCCUCCAGUUUCGUAUGAGCUCCCCAGGAUUGACCCUCUGGAUGUGAAUUCGGGUUCGAUUCCCACUGCAUCUGUAGCAGAUGAAUCAUAUAGAGAAUCUACGAAUUUGGUUACUAGAGAUGUUCCCCCGGUUAUUGAACCAAUUGUUUUGCCAGCGCCUUAUAUUGCUGCUGUUAGUACUUCGGAUACUCGAAGUCAUAGGAUGUCAGGAAGCUCAGAUUCGGAGGUUUCUGUAUUGCAGAAUGGAGAUUCUUCUUCAGCUUCUGCUUCAGUCUCUAUGAGUCCUGUCCGUCAGAGGUCAGUUAAUGAAGUUAGAAGAAUCCCAGUUGUUACUUUUAAUACAGUUGAUAAGUCCAAGAGCAAAGAGUUAGGCCUAAGGGAGCCAGCAUUUCUUGAAUAUGUUGGUGUAACAAAGGAUAAGAAGAAAAAGAAAAGAUCAAAGGGAAGAGUUUGUUAUAGGUGUGGAAAAGCUAAGUGGGAAACAAAGGAGUCUUGUUUGGUUUGUGAUGCAAAGUAUUGCAGCAAUUGCUUACUUAGGGCAAUGGGUUCUAUGCCAGAAGGGCGAAAAUGUGUGACUUGCAUUGGUCAUCCAAUUGAUGAAGCCAAUCGGUCAAAGCUUGGGAAGUCUUCAAGAAUUUUGUCCCGAUUACUCAGCCCGUUGGAAGUUAGGCAGAUAAUGAAGGCAGAGAAAGAAUGUUCAGCUAAUCAGCUGCGGCCAGAGCAGCUGAUGGUGAACGGAUUUCCUCUGAAACCAGAAGAGAUGUCUGAACUUCUUGGAUGCCCUUUGCCACCUCAGAAACUAAAACCUGGUAAAUAUUGGUAUGACAAGGAAUCUGGUCUCUGGGGAAAGGAGGGAGAAAAACCAGAUAGCAUAAUAAGUUCGAACUUAACUUUUAGGGGGAAGCUUAGUCCCGAUGCUAGCAAUGGCAACACUGAGGUUUAUAUGAAUGGAAGAGAAAUUACAAAACUUGAAUUGAAGGUGUUAAAGCUAGCAAAAGUGCAAUGUCCUCGUGAUACUCAUUUUUGGGUUUAUGAUGACGGUCGCUAUGAGGAGGAGGGUCAGAAUAAUAUCAGGGGCAAUAUUUGGGAAAAGGCAUCAACACGGAUUCUUUGCACAUUGUUGUCCUUACCCGUUCCCCGUGGUCAGUCACACGGGCGAGAUGAGCCUAGCAUUUAUUCUACUGGCCCAAACUUUUUAGAGCAGAAAAAAGUUCAGAAGCUUCUCCUAUUUGGGCUUGAAGGUUCAGGCACUAGUACUAUAUUUAAGCAGGCCAAAUUUUUGUACGGCAACAAAUUUGCACCUGAAGAGAUGGAAGGUAUAAAGCUCAUGAUCCAGAGCAACAUGUACAAAUAUCUCAGCAUUUUACUUGACGGACGGGAACGUUUUGAGGAGGAGUUGCUGAUGAGGAAUCAAAACUCUGAAGCAGAUGGAGAGGCUUGUUUGGAGGAGAAUAUUUAUUCCAUCAACCCAAGGUUGAAGAAUUUCUCAGACUGGCUUCUAGACAUUAUAGCUACUGGUGAUUUGGAUGCAUUCUUCCCUGCAGCUACCCGUGAAUAUGCUUCCCUAGUUGAAGAGGUGUGGAAAGAUCCUGCUAUACAAGAAACAUACAGGAGAAAAGAUGAACUUCAUUUCCUUCCAGAUGUUGCAGAGUACUUCCUAAGCCGGGCUGUUGAAAUAUCCAGUAACGAGUAUGAACCUUCAGAAAAAGACAUACUGUAUGCGGAAGGAGUCAGCCAAGGGAAUGGUUUAGCUUUCAUAGAGUUCUCUCUGGAUGAUCAUAGUCCAAUGUCUGUAGCUUACUCAGACAAUUUGGAAGCUCAACUGCCGAUGAGUAGAUAUCAACUUAUUAGAGUGAAUCCCAAGGGCAUGAACGACGGUUACAAAUGGGUAGAAAUGUUUGAAGAUGUGCGUAUAGUUGUUUUCUGUGUUUCUCUGAGUGACUAUGAUCAGACGGGGUUUACCUCUGAGGAUGUUGGAAGUGGGGUUCUUCUUCAGAACAAGAUGAUCGAGAGCAAAGAGCUAUUUGAGAAGAUGGUGAGGCAUCCAUGUUUCAAGGACAUCCCUUUUGUUUUGAUACUUAACAAGUACGACCGCUUUGAGGAGAAGGUCAACCGGGUGCCAAUAAAUGCUUGCGACUGGUUCACUGACUUUAGCCCAGUGCGGCCCUACAGCAACAUAGCUCCCCAGGCUUACUACUAUAUUGCAAUGAAGUUCAAAGAACUGUAUGCUUCUUUAACUGCUCAGAAACUUUUUGUUUGGCAAGCCAAGGCAAGGGAUCGUGUAACAGUAGAUGAUGCAUUCAAGUAUGUAAGGGAGGUGAUUAGGUGGAAUGAUGAGAAGGAAGAGAAUUAUUUGAACAAUGCAGAUGAUUCAUUUUACAGUACGACAGACGUAGAAGUGACCACGUCGCCACGGCAGUAAGUACCAGGUGUGUAGAUUUUAUACAUUGAUUGUGUAAAUGCAAGGAAAGAUAUGUGAAUAAUCUUAUUCAUAUUUGUUUUGUAGUAUAAUUGUAUAGGUCUUUUGAUGUAUGUGGACAUGUGGUAAAAACUCCAAAUGUAAUUGCACAUGACAGUUGAUUCGGCUUUGAUUCCUAUUAUCUUCAACUCAGCAAUCAGAUAUUACAUUUUCUUGAUCA